GUCUGCUACUGUCACUAAGCCACUGUUCACUGCUUGUGAUAGUAGCACCAGGAGACUGAUCAGCAUUACCAUAUAGUCAUACAGAUCAAUAGAAAAAACGUUGAAGUCUCCUCUAGUUUAUAGCAUUCUAUAAGUUAUAGUGUGAUCUGGGACAUAUUGUACACAGUACUGAUUGUUCACUGCAGUGAAAAGUGCUGAAUUAUUAUUAUUAUUAUAAUAAAAAAGAAGCACUAAGCCAGAAAAGUGCUGAGAAGUACUCACAAAACUAUCACUGUUCAACAAACUGUAACUCUCACUCACUGCAUUGAAAGUACUCACUAAAUUAGUAUCACAAUAAUGAAACCCAACAUGUCCAGCCCAAGGAAGUUCUUCGUGAUCGGUAACUGGAAGAUGAAUGUGACCAAAUCUCGCAUCGAUAACAUCGUGAAGUUCAUGACAGCUGCCUCUCUGGACCCCAACACAGAGGCAGUGGUUGGAUGUCCAUCCUGCUACUUGUCUUAUGCCAGAGACCAACUUCCACCCCAGAUUGCUGUAGCUGCUCAAAACUGUUACAAGGUUGAAAGUGGUAACUUUAGUGGAGAGAUCUCACCGGCCAUGAUUCAUGACUGUGGAGGAGAGUGGGUCAUCCUGGGUCACCCUGAACGCAGGACUAUAUUUAAUGAACCUGAUCAUCUCAUCAGUGAAAAGGUCGCUCACGCCCAAAAAGCAGGAAUUAAGGUGGUGGCAUGUGUAUGUGAGAGGAAGGAAGACAGAGACAGUCAGAGGACAGAGGAAGUAUUGUUUGAACAGAUGGAAUACCUGGCUAGAAGCAUCAGUGACUGGUCAAGUGUAGUGAUAGCGUUUGAGGCAUUGUGGGCCAGCAAUACUGGAAUAUUGGCCACUCCAGCCCAGGUACAGGAGGCCCUGGCCAUGCUGCGUCACUGGCUGUGUCAUAACAUCUCAGACAAGGUGGCCAACACAACUCGCAUCAUCUAUGCUGGUUCAGUCUCCUCCAACAACUGUCAGGAACUAGCUAAGUUGAAGGACCUCGAUGGCUUCCUGGUGGGAAGCUCAGCUCUCAAGCCUGACAUUGUUGACAUUAUCAAUGCCAGAAGUUCUCACAUCUCCAGACUUGUUGACAUUUUCUCCUCAUAUGAACAUAUGUCCAGGGCAAUAUAAACAGUCCGGCUAACAAGCUUUACAUAUUACAUCCGAGAGGAUAGCAAAACCCCUUGGAGUUAUAUAGAACUGUGGAAAUAGGACACAAUGAGAUAUGAUCCAAGAGUGGUUCUAAUUCUUUUGAUUAAAAGCCCUUAAUUGCCAUCAAAGUAUGUACCUUGAAGGAUUUACAAACUAAAGUAUUCUUGACUGAUGGUGUACAGGUGAUAUGCAACCUCAAUGACCCCUUAUGUAGUAGAUAAAUAUUAUAAAUCACUAAACCUAAAGGGUCAUACAACACAACACUAGACUUGAAACCUCAUCAACCAAACCCCUCCACAUUAGGUCUGCACAGCCCUGUUGAACCUUGCAGCUAUCAUGACAAGAUUACAAUUAUUAUAUUCGUGGGGAAAUGCUAAACUCAUAGGGGCCAUACAGCACCUGGAGUCUAUGACACUGUGGUUUGAUCCAAGGGAGAGGCGCACCUUCAGUACUCUAUCUUCCCAUCACCAUAGAAAGGAUUUUUGUAUUUUUUUUUUUUUUUGUAAAUCAUUAUUCAAUAAUUUCUUCCCCACGACUUAUAUGUGAUUCUUGUCAAAGGUACAUGUAUUUAUAAAUUUGAAUGAAAGUCGAUUAUUAUUUAUUUAAUUUAGAUGUUCGGUGCUUGUAAUAUUAACUGUAGUGUAGGCACACCUCUGGCAAGACAGUGAUGGAGUGAAUGAUGAUGACUGUUUCUUCUUUCUUCAGGCCACCCUGCCUUGGUGGGAAAUGGCCGAUGUGUUAUUAAAAAAAAUUCUAGUUCUUUACUUUAGUUAUUAAACACUUAUAAUAAUGUGGCAUGGUAUGUUAAGUUAUAUAAUUUAUAUACUUGUACCUCAAUUAAAUCAGUAAUAUUA
Molecule: messenger RNA, 2033 nt
Organism: Cherax quadricarinatus
Lineage: Eukaryota; Metazoa; Arthropoda; Malacostraca; Decapoda; Parastacidae
Product: triosephosphate isomerase
Biological process (GO): gluconeogenesis; glyceraldehyde-3-phosphate biosynthetic process; glycolytic process
Cellular component (GO): cytosol
Molecular function (GO): triose-phosphate isomerase activity
Source: RefSeq, a predicted model, not a curated record